Molecule: messenger RNA, 4089 nt
Organism: Agrilus planipennis (emerald ash borer)
Lineage: Eukaryota; Metazoa; Arthropoda; Insecta; Coleoptera; Buprestidae
Product: protein transport protein Sec31A
Exons: 16
Coding region: 130-4089 (1319 amino acids)
Biological process (GO): endoplasmic reticulum organization; intracellular protein transport; COPII-coated vesicle cargo loading
Cellular component (GO): COPII vesicle coat; endoplasmic reticulum exit site
Molecular function (GO): protein binding; structural molecule activity
Source: RefSeq, a predicted model, not a curated record
AGUGUCAUUAGGCCACGUUGGAACUGAUGACAGUUCAUGUGAAGUUUAGAUGUUGCUGCAAAGUUAUGUCCAUAUUUUAAAACUUGUAAAAUUUCCUAUUUCUUAGUCUAAGAAUUACAUUUAAUUGCCAUGAAAGUAAAGGAUAUUGAAAGGACCGCUAAUGUGGCAUGGUCUCCUAUAAAUCAAUAUCCAAUAUUGCUAGCAGCAGGGACUGCAGCACAGCAGUUAGAUGCCUCUUUUAAUACAAAUGCAGCCCUAGAAAUUUACUCCCUUAAUUUGUCAGAACCUGGAUUGGAUGCAGACCUGAAGGUCAGUACCCCAAGUGAACAUAGAUUUCAUAAAAUUGUAUGGGGUCCUUAUGGAAAAGAUCAGACCAGUGGUACUAUAGUUGGAGGUUGUGAUGGAGGUGUUAUACAAAUUUACAAUGUGUCACAGUUAUUAUCUGGUGACAGUGGCUUAGUAGCAUGUCCCAAGAAGCACAGUGGUCCUGUACAUGCUGUAGAUUUUAAUCCUUUCCAAGGAAAUUUGUUGGCCACUGGGGCUGCAGAGUCAGAAAUUUAUAUUUGGGACUUAAACAAUACCACCACACCCAUGACACCAGGAGUUAAAUCUCAGCCAUUUGAAGAUGUAGUGAGUAUUGCAUGGAACAAACAAGUGCAGCAUAUUUUGGCUUCUACAUUUGCUUCUAAAUGUGUGGUAUGGGAUUUGCGUAAGAAUGAACCUAUCAUUAAAUUAACAGAUACUGUGUCAAGGAUCAGGUGGAAAGUUGUUGCAUGGCAUCCAGAAAUUGCCACUCAACUCUGUCUUGCAUCUGAGGAGGACCAUGCUCCAAUAAUUCAGUUAUGGGAUUUAAGAUUUGCAACAUCGCCAUUAAAAACACUGGAAAACCAUCAAAGAGGCAUUUUAUCUCUAGCUUGGUGUCAAAAAGAUUCUGAUCUUUUAAUUAGUUGUGCCAAAGAUAAUCGAAUAAUUUGUUGGGAUCCUAAUUCCAAUGCUCCAAAUGGUGAAGUAUUAGCAGAAAUUGCAAAAACUAAUCAGUGGAACUUUGACAUUGCCUGGUGUCCUAGAAAUCCAGCAUUAAUUGCCUGUCCCAAUUUUGAUGGACAUGUAACAGUAUAUUCUCUACUAGGAGGUAAAACAGCUCAAGUUCAAACAACCAAAAAAAUUGCAGACAGUUUUCCAGGCAUGGAAGGGUACAUGGAAGCUCCAGUAUUACAAGAAAGUGUGACAAGUGUUUUCAGUGACUUAAGUAAGCCUCCCAAGUGGUUUAAAAGGCCUGUGGGAGCUAGUUUUGGGUUUGGUGGAAAGCUAAUAACUUUUGAAAAUACCAUCAUUCAGCAAAGCCAGCAGCAGCAGCAACAGCAACAACUACAUGGUCAACAACAGGGUCAGGCUCAUGUAGUUCAAAAGAGAAUUGUAUUUGUAAGUCAGGUUAUUACUGAAGAAGAACUUGUCCAAAAAUCGGUUGAAUUAGAACAAGCCUUACAGUAUGGAAAUUACUCAGAAUAUUGUCGAAAUAAAGCAGAAUCAUUGACUGAUCAGCACAAAAGGUACAUAUGGUACUUUUUGAAGGCUUAUUUUGAAGAGAAUACCAGGGCAGAACUUCUGAAUUUGUUAGGGUACAAAGCUGAAGAUGUCAAUUCGAAACUGAGCGAGUUUACUAACAGCACCGACUUGAAUAACGAUGUUGAUGGACUGUCUGACCAAUUAAACAAUUUAAAUAAACCCAGUCCUUUUGAUGGUGCCCCUCUACAGAAUCAAAUAUCAGCAACUAACAAAUCACUUCGUAGUAGUGUGCCUUUUAAAAUAAAAACUGGAGAUGACACAGAUGGACUGAUAACGCAGGCGUUACUUUUGGGAAAUACAGAGGCUGCAGUGGAAUUAUGUUUUAGGGCUGAACGAUAUGCAGAUGCAAUUAUUAUUGCAAUGACUGGUGGUUCAGAUUUACUGGCAAGAACUCAGUUUAGAUACUUAGAGAAAAGUGACGGUUAUGUAUCUUCUUUAAUUUCUGCUAUUGUAUCAGAAGAUUGGUCUUCGAUAACUACAGGUUGUGACAUUGCCAGUUGGAAAGAAGCCCUUGUGGCUCUGCUUACUCACGCCUCUAACGAAGAUUUGCCAGGACUUUGUGAACAGUUAGCAAACAGACUAGAAGAAGAAAGUAGAGGAGAUCCCAUGCUUACAAGAGAUGCCCAACUGUGUUAUAUAUGUGCCGGAGAUUUUGAAAGACUUGUAGCUUCGUGGACUGACUCUGCUAAUAAAUCUACUGAAAAUCUUCAAGAGUUGGUUGAGCUUGUUACGUUCCUCCAAAAAGCUGUUGAACGUCAAGGAAGAACAGUCGAGAUAACAGGAAAUCUGGCUUCACUUCUUUCCCAUUACGCCAUGCUUUUAGCUUCUCAGGGCCGUUUAUCUACAGCCCUAAACUAUCUCGGUACUUCCCAGAAUCAGAAAAUUAAUGAUCUUAGGGAUCGCCUUCACGUCACCUUGGGCAAAAAGCCUAUGUUAACAACACAAAGGUCUCGCCAUUCUGUUUCUAGUUACGUAGGGGGCAGUACCCAAAACUUUGGAAUGUAUAACAGUACCCAGAAUCAAUUUACAUCCUCCAACCAGUUUGGCAAACCAACACCAGCUGGUUUUGGUCAGUUCAACGCUGGCCUUCCAAAUGCCGCAACUUCUAGUCAACCCUGGCAGCCCCAGGUGCCUGCACCAGCGCCCAUGGGAGGCCCACCACCUAAGACUUAUUCUCCUGCUCCUUCAGCUGCACCUCCGCAACCCCCAAGACCCGGUAGCGUUGGAUCAGCUCAUGGUGACUCUGGUAUUAGAACUCGAAGUAAAUACGUGUUGGAUCCUUCUGUAAACCCCAGCAAUCCUUACAUGACACCCAGCUCUUUUGGUACCAAUCCUGUAUCAUCCCCAGCCCUUUUUAACACCAACAACUUCCAAACAGACGCUUUGGCUAAUGCAAACAAUAGUACGUUAUAUGGACAGCCUUCGUCUUAUUCUGCUGCUGGACCAGUGCCUCAAAGUUCCCUUUUACCACCUUCGAUGUCUUCCCCAGCAAUUCCAGCACCUAUUCCCGCACCUGCUUUAAAUCCUUCUCCCCUGAUUCCUUCGGGAGGUUAUAAUAAUGCACCAAUAAGUACUCAGCCAACGUUUCAAGCCAUCGGUGGGGCUGGAGAUCAAGCAUUUGGUUAUCAAGAGAUUGCACAACCAGCAAUCUCUGCAAUGAACUCAUUACCUUCCACUGUAGCCCCAGGAUGGAACGAUCCUCCCGUUUUACAUAAAGCUUCAAGAAUGCAGCCAAAGAGAGCAGAACCCCUUAAACAGGACCCUAUAACUCAUCCACUGUAUGGAUCUUCUGCUCCUACUCAUCAACCCUUUCCCUCGAAUGAGCCACUAAACGCUUCCCAACCCUCCAAUUCAUAUGCACCUAUACCUAAUGCUGCUCAAACGUAUCCUAGUCUUCAACCGGGAUUAUACAACCCUCCUAAUUCACAACCAUCGCCUUUUGUUCAAAAUUUUGAACCACAGCAGCAAAAUCAAAACCAACAGCAGCCUUUUACACCCCAGCAACAUCCGUUUAUACCCCAGCAACAAUCGUUUGCACCUCCAACGUCUACUUUUAACUCUCAAAUGAUUAAUCAGACUGGUUUUAAUCAGAAUACGAUGACCCCAACAUUUGGGGAUAUACCACCUCAGCCACAGGUGGCCGAGGUUGCGUAUGCGAAACCUGAACCCAUUCAAAAACCUCCCGUUCCAGACGAACACCAAAAAAUACAAAUUGUUCUUGACGAACUCAGGAGUAGGUGUUUGUGUGUUGCCAAUAAUCCGCAAACGAAAAGAAAAUUGGAAGAAGUGUCGAGGAAAUUAGAAGUAUUGUACGAUCUUUUGAGGGACCAAAAGUUAUCACCAAACACAUUAGAAGCACUACAUGAAAUGGUUCGAUUAGUAGAAUCUGGGGAUUAUAUGGGUGGUUUACAGUUACAUACCCAGCUGGUUUCUGGUCCUGAUUUUUCCCAAAUUGCGGGCUUUAUGCCAGGUUUAAAGGUGCUAUUGCAAUGUGCUAUUCAACUUCAAGUUUAUAUAAGAUAA